Molecule: messenger RNA, 899 nt
Organism: Phlebotomus argentipes
Lineage: Eukaryota; Metazoa; Arthropoda; Insecta; Diptera; Psychodidae
Product: dorsal root ganglia homeobox protein
Exons: 2
Coding region: 42-743 (233 amino acids)
Biological process (GO): regulation of transcription by RNA polymerase II
Molecular function (GO): RNA polymerase II transcription regulatory region sequence-specific DNA binding; DNA-binding transcription factor activity, RNA polymerase II-specific
Source: RefSeq, a predicted model, not a curated record
GUUCACAUCUCAUCCUGGAGAGUUGCCAGAAUCCAGAAACUAUGGCUGGACCCUUCCUGUCGCCUCUGCCCAACGAUCUGCUCACGGAAUACAUGUUCGGACGACGAAGACAGCGUCGCAAUCGCACCACCUUCACGCCUCAGCAGCUGCAAGAGCUCGAGGCACUUUUCCAGAAGACUCACUACCCAGACGUCUUCCUGCGAGAGGAAGUGGCGCUCAGGAUCAGUCUCAGUGAAGCCAGAGUUCAAGUGUGGUUCCAGAAUCGUCGCGCCAAGUGGAGGAAGCAAGCUCGCUUGCAGCUUUUGCAAGACGCUUGGCGGAUGCGAUGUCUUAGUCUUGGCGCACCACCUGUGAUGAUUCCAGGACGUCCUCCGCCCGAGUCCUCAAUGCACGGAAAUCCUCCGCCACCAAUUCCACCAGUGAAUGAGAAGCCUCUCCUGAGCGCCCCAAAUCCCACGCCUUGUCCACCACCCUCGAACGGCGUCAGUGAUCCUGGAUUCACGCUCAUGCAUCCGGCUUUCCAGCCGCCAGCCACCAAGUCUUCCACGAGCACUCCUCUGGAGUUGUCAGCGACCGAAAGUUCCCCCAUGAGUUACUCUCCGCGGCCAGAGAAGGACGGCGAAGCCAACAAUAACAACAAUGUGGUCUUCCAGGCACGCGAAAACUCCGAAUCUGAAGCCUCUUCUGAUUCUGAGGAGAUUGACUUGACGUCGAACGGCUGUAUUGACUACUCGAGGAAGUAAUCUGCAAAAUCGCCAGAGUUCACGAGACGGAACAGGUUCCACCAGAGUUUAUUUUGCAAGCCUAUAAAAGCCAGUGGACUCUGAAAAAGGGGCUCAACUGGAUGGAUAUUUGACUUCUUGCGCGCGAAAUGGAAAGGAAAAACAUGUCUUAAUAAA